Molecule: messenger RNA, 8846 nt
Organism: Misgurnus anguillicaudatus (oriental weatherfish)
Lineage: Eukaryota; Metazoa; Chordata; Actinopteri; Cypriniformes; Cobitidae
Product: probable JmjC domain-containing histone demethylation protein 2C
Biological process (GO): regulation of transcription by RNA polymerase II
Cellular component (GO): chromatin; histone deacetylase complex
Molecular function (GO): histone H3K9 demethylase activity; transcription coregulator activity; chromatin DNA binding
Source: RefSeq, a predicted model, not a curated record
CUCCCAGUGUAAAUCAGUUUCUCUGCGCACUGAGAGAUCAGCGUUCGCUAGAGGACGUACGCAGGGAAUUUAAACCCCCCGUACACAAACAUACAAGAAUCUUUAUUUAAUCACCAUAUUUUAAUAAUGUGUCAACACUGUAGCCAGCCGUAGGAGGAAGUUUGUCGGUUGUCUGUGGACAUUUUUCGCACUUUUGCGAGAAUAUGGCGGUGGAGCUGGUGGGGAAGCGGUGCCUGUGCGCGAGCGGCGGAGAGUCGCUGGAACUCGCGGGAGUCUCGCGCUGGAGCUGGAGAGCCGGAGUCAUUCGGGCGACCACCGACUCAUCUGCGCUAACGGUGUGUGUACACUGGGACGGUGAGCAGUGCGCAGAGAGGAAGUGGAGGAGACUUAGAGAAGAAUGUGAGGUGGUUUUGUUGGAGCAGGACCUUGUGUGGGCUGCCAAAAGAACCGGCACCGACAGCAGCAUUGUCAAUGAAAAGACAAGCCAGCAACCCGCCUUGAGAUUCCAACCUCUGAUUGGUCAGUCAUGUAUGGGAGGCGUGUCAGUGGUGGAGUUUAUCUCUGACAGACAGCUGGAAUUCUACACAGAAAAGGAGGAACUCCAGCAAUUCGAGGAAGAGGUGGACAUUGGAAAUCCAGCAGUGAGAGAUGAUCCGUCUCUGCAGGAAAAGGUCCAGGCCUGGCUCAGACAGAGACAUUUCCAGAACACUCUUCGGAAAGAUGCUUGUACUCUAAAUGGUCUGAGAGUGAAGGUGUUCAGACAAGACUAUAAAACUCAGUGGCUGUCUGGAUUUAUCACACAUUAUGACCAAAACAACAGAACAAUGUCUAUCAUGACUGACCAGAUUCGAGAGGUUGUGAAGGUAGAUCCGUUGCUGGUUCAGGUAAUGUUACUGGAUGAUGAUGCUCACUCUUCGCUGAUGGGAGAAAACUCAAAAUGCAAAUCUCAGAUCACCAAGAUCAACAGAGUUUUUCUUGGCUCAGGAAACAGAUCAAGUAACACUACAGCAACUGACCAGAUGUGCAACUCCAGGCCAGUGCAGCAGCAGUCUGAGCUGUGCAUACAGAACUGCGGCACAGAAGAAGAAAAAGACGUGAUAAGGGAGGAUAAGAGAAGUGAUGAAGAGAGAGGAGAUUUUUCCAAAUCCAGAAACAGCCAUGGUGAGAGGAAAAGGAAGAAAGAAGAGGAAGAGGAGAAAGAUGAAAAGGAGAGGAGAAUAUGUGAGUUGAAGAGGUUGAAAGCAGGCAGUGUGUCCGAUCUGUCUGAGAACAGCGAUUCUGAUUCCAGCUGCAGAUUGCAGGAUUCAUCCUCGGAUUUAGGAUCAAAGAGACAGCUGAAACAGCAUUACACUUUAAAGAGGCCUUUGGACUGUGAGGUGCACUCCUCCCACACAAACAUGGAACCUUCUCCAAGCCAAUCAGGAGAAAACAAUGGUCAGAAAUUGGAAAAAACUCAGUCCCAUUCCCCUAGACUUUCCGGCAAUGGUUUGUUCAGGAGCACACAAGCACCGGAAUGUACUGCUGGAAUUAGUGGUAGGAAAGCAGAGGAGAAAAGUGAUGGAGCCACAGCAGAAAUAGAGGACAGGAGUGAGGGUGCAUCUAGGGAGGACUCAGAAGCUGUGUCUGCACUUCUAGCAUCUCAAGAGAGUGAGCAGCUGGUCUCCAUGGAGACUACAUGUGUUCUUCUACACACAUCACCUCUGGAGUGCGAAGGAACUGAGGGGGAGCAGGAGAUGUCAACGUGUGAUCCGGAAAUCAGGGGCUCAGAGUUCACCCACAUGGAGGCGAGGGGGUCAGAUUUUAGCGAGUCUGUGGUCAGAAGAUCAGAACUGGCCCAUUCAGAGCCCAUUACAGCCAGCAGUGACUCCACAGCCUCUAUGGAAGAGCUGCAGAGAGGAACACCACCUCGUUCUCCUAUCAUACCUUGCAACAAAAAGGACAGUGUGGAUUCUAAAUCCAGUUGCUCUCCAGCUGCUAUAAACACAGAAAAAGGACCUGAUGUUUCCUUAGAGACUACGCAAAAGCUCAGUAUGCACAUCAGUCCUUGUCCACCUCCAAAGAUUUCACCUAAAACUCAAACUGUAAGAGAGAUGACUAGACAAAAACAAAGUGCAACGUCUGAGAUGGGCCUAUUAAAAGAGGGCUCUCCUUUAGCUAAGUCUGCCAUAGACUUAAAAAUGGCAACCAGUCCCAAAGUAACUUGCUUCAUAGCUCCAGUUCUGACCCAGACCUCUUCUUUAACCCCAACUCAAUACAAAACGCCACCCAAUUCUCCUCCCAGUACACCUAAUUGCAUUCCCACCCCUGAAAAAUCCACCAAAAGCCCCCUUAUUGUAGACAGGAAAGAGCCCUUUACCGUUUACAGAGACCCUGCACUAGUAAGGGCAGAGCUGGAGAACCACUCCACCUACAUCCAGCCCCCUCACACACCACCAAAUCCCAAACACAACAUUAAGACCCCAUCUCCCUCUUCUAGCUCCCCCAGUCAUACCCCCUCUUCUUCCCACAGCAAACUACUGAGUCCCUCCCCUCAUCCUGCACACCUCUCGCCCAUUCCUCUCCACUCCCAGGUUCCUCUCUGCUCCCUAAGCACACCCCAUUCCACCAUUCCUCAUCCGCACCUUCUCCCCUCCUUCCUGCCUGCACUCCCAUCUUCUGCUGCACUUUUAGCCGGCCAUUCUCGUAUGGGAGCUCUGGGCCUUCCCCACCAUUCUUUGACCCUUCCAGGCAACCCAUCUCUUUUGGGCCAGACCCCCAGCACAGCUCAUCUGGCAUCGCUUGGACUCUAUCCCCUCCUUUGGCCCUCUUUUCCUAACGGAGCUCACAGCUACGCUGGACUUGGCUUACCAGCCUCCAAAUGGGCACACCCUGACAGCCCUUGCAUCUCUGACAGCAAUGUGAGGAGGAACACACAAAGCCCUUGGCUUACUCAACCCACCCCUGUGACUGCAGAUGGGCAAGGAUUACAUUCCCCACUGCCAGUUCGACCCUCCAGCGCGGACCCUCAAAAAAUAUCCAGGAAUGCUCAAUCUUCCACACCCACUUCUAAAACCACAGAAGAGUUAGAGAGAAGAGUCGUCAAUAAUAGUCCAAGCUCCAUACACACUCACCUCAAAUCUGAGCAGGAACGGGUCCGUGUAACAGUGGGGAAAAAUGGCCUGGCAUACUGCCCAGUUGCCCUAGAGUCACCCCCCAAUCGAACCACACAGCCACUUGUUGUUUACGAUCUUACAGGUGAGAGGCCCAACCGCUACCAAGAAGAGAACCGCCGUAUUCUUCAGGAGAGCAUUGACGUAGCACCCUUCACUGCUAAACUGAGCUCGGAUAGGGAACAGCGAUACCCUAGAAGCCCUAUCUCUGCUUUUCCUGCUAAAGAGAAGGAGAUUGAGAGGGAGAGAGAACGAGAGGGAGACAGAGAGAGGGAUGUUCAUGCAUUCAGACACGCUCUGCCUCCCCGGCCACAGUCAGCCCAUCCCACCCCUACCCUCACUCAGAACAGCUACUACACAUCUUUGUCUAACAGCGUGGAGAACAAGCCUCCACAGCGACGAGCCCCAGCAAGUAAAGAACUCUAUGAGAGACUCAGUGCCAACAACACUAUUGCCUCUGUCAUGACCCCAUCCAAUACACAGAACUUAAUCAAAGUCAGACCUCCACCUCUAGUACAAAGCCACCACGAGAGAGAAGAAGGUCUUCUUGGAAAGAUCACAGAGCAACUUGCUCAUAAAGCCUCUUCCCUGGAACCGGUUGAUGUAGGGGCUAUGGAAAGGAGAGGAUCAGGUUCGUCACUCAUUUCCAUCACGUCUUCCACCCGCAGCGUGCCCUUACUUCACCGAGCCCCUAUUUUCCACCCUCCAGCACCACUGAUGGCUCCCAAAGACUCUGGACAUGGAAGAUUGUCCCCACCUACCCUCACACCCAUUCAGCCAAUGAGUUUGUCUGGUAAAGCUCAGAAGCAGCAGAGGCCGCCCACUUUGAUGCCUGAACUUAAACAUGGUAUGGUAGAUGGGAAGAGGCCUGUGGUUGAAAAAGUGGCAAUGAUAUCACCAGCUUAUAAUGCACAAAGGGGUGGAGUGUUGCACAGUCAAGAUAAAGAGCCUGGAGGGCACACAAAUGGUGGUGUGGUCAGACCACAUUCAGCGACUGCAUCAGUCAUUGUUAGAUCAACAAGCCAACUGCACACAACAAUAAAUUACACAGUCUCCGACAGUGGCAUUUCACAGAUGCAUUGUGGUCACAUGAGACCCCUGGAAGGUCUGUCCAACCCUAAAGAUGGCAGUGUUCAACAAAAGAGAGGGGUCCUGUGGACACCUCUGGAUACUGUUCAUCCUAUCAACAUGACUACAAAGGGGGAUCUCAGCACGCCCAUAAACAUGACCACUAAACCUAAUAACAACCAAGUUCAGUCAAGUUGCUCAGUGAUGCACCCCUUAGCAAACUUGGACACCACGCACUCUAGAAAAUACUUAGUUGCAGAACACUGUAAGAGGAAAGAGGUUGUGGCUGUUCAACCAAAGAUCGAGCCCUCUCCCUCCUCUUGUUGCUCUUCUAGAGACUUUCCUUAUCUGAAGAAACACAGAGCUGCUGUCGAAUCAAGACUUAACACACAUACAAUCCAGUCUCAAUACACUACACAUUCUUCAGAUGCUAUAAAACAUGUCUCACACCCUCCAAAUAGUGGAUUUGGGUCUUACACUACACCCACUACACCCACUGUUUGUCCUGCACAUGCUUUAGAAAAAGAUAAAAAUACAUUUUUUAACCCUAUUCCAUCUAAAUGUCCCAGACUGGCAACAGGGACUUCCAGCCCUGUACCCAUAAACAAACAAAGCUCAGUCGCCAAUGAGCAGCCAACUGCCUCAGCCUUAACCAACCAAUCAUCUCAAUCAAGUCAGAGCAACUACCACAAACUGAAGAAAGCCUGGUUGACUCGUCAUUCUGAGCAAGACAGAGACAGUUCAACCUUCCAAGCAGGAGAUGCCACCAAGACAGUUAUAAGCAAUGCAAUGAGCACCUCCAUUCCUAUCAAACAGGAAAUGAAUGGACUGGUGAACAACUGGUCCAGUCAGGAUGACAAAGAUUCCUCCAUAGACAGCAGAAAGUCCAAAAUACUGAACGGAAAGUAUACUUUAGAGGACAAGAAGUCUACUCAAGACAACAGAAAAACCAUUGCAGAGAACAAGAAGUUUAAUGGUAAUGCUAUAGGUUCCAAUUCAGAGGAUAAGAAACCUGUAAUGGCCAAUGAUAAAUCAGUGACAGCAGGCAAAAAGUCGUCUUUGGAAGACGUUAAGCCUGUGUUGGACGGAAAUGACAAGCUGGAGGCCAAGGACUCCACCCCUAGAGACAAGUCUAAUGAUAAACGUUCAACCCAGGUGCAUAUGAGUCAUGAGAAACAUGGGGAGAAACGAUCGUUCCAGUUUAGCGACGACAGCGAGAAUGGAGGGGAAUCUGGCAACGAGAGUGAGACUGGUGGAUCAGGACAGAAGUUUAAACGCCAGUCCAAGCCCUCCUUAAAACUGAGGCAGAAUGACCAUCAGAAGAAAAAGGAAGAGACUAAACUUGAGGAGGUAGAGGAAGGGGAGGAGGAGACCAAACACAAUGGAACUUUGCAAAGUUCAAAGGACAAGAAUCAACAGAGGCUGUCUAACAGCAAUGGCAUCCCUCGCUCUGUGCUAAAAGACUGGCGAAAGGUGAGGAAGCUUAAGCUAACUGGAGAAGCAUUCUUACAGGAUGACUCAUGUGGUGAGAUUGGCCCCAACGUGCAAAAGUGCAGAGAGUGCCGUGUCGAUCGUUCGCGCAAAGCCCAGGAGCCUGUCAUCUCGCCUGUCUUUUGCCGAUUUUACUACUUCAGGCGUCUGUCAUACAGUAAAAAUGGCGUUGUCCGUGUGGAUGGGUUUUCCGUGUCCGAACAGACAGAUGAGGAGGCGGUUACAGUGUGGACGGGCAGAUCAGAGGACGAGGAGGACAGGAAGAGAAAAGAGAUGGACCUUGAAACAUCAAAAUAUGUCCUGAAGCUCAUCGGAGACAAGUUCUGUCAGCUCGUAAAAACUGAGAACACUGCUGUCACCUGGGUCAAGAAAGACACUCAGGUCAUGUGGAAGCGAGCAGUGCGGGGUGUAAGGGAGAUGUGUGAUGCGUGUGAGGCCACUCUUUUCAACAUGCACUGGGCGUGUCACAAGUGUGGCUUCGUGGUGUGCAUGGACUGUUACAAAGCCCGUGAGAAGAGGAAAGCAAAAGAUAAGGAGUUGUAUGUUUGGGUCCGGUGUGUGAAAAAUCAGCCACAUGACUUGAAGAACCUAAUGCCUACUCAGAUCGUCCCAGAAACAGUGUUAGCAGACAUGCAGAGCUCUAUGCACUCGAUAAGGGAAACAAAUGGGAUCCCGUCCCACUGUUCCUGCAUUGACAGCAAAACCCUCAACCCCGGCGUGGCCACUACUAACGGGCUCUCACCAUUUUCAGACAAAGAUCAGAGUGAUUUGAAGAGUCUUGAGAUCUCAGAUCAGCAAAAAAACGCACAGCACGGUGCCCUGAGAAUGCACCAGGAGAGAAAGGAUUGUGACACUGUGAAAGCUCACAAGAAGAAAUCCACCAGUCCAGAACAAGGAUCAACACUGCGUGACCUUCUGACCUCCACAGCUGGAAAGUUACGCCUUGGGUCCACCGGAGGUGCAUUUGCACCAGUUUAUGAUUCCUCUGAACAGGUGGCCCAAAACAUUCGUAUGCCCAACAUCCUAGAUGACAUAAUCGCUUCUGUAGUAGAAAAUAAGAUUCCUGCCACAAAAAUGGCCAGGUUGGGCAUGAUUCAGGAUUUGGUGAAAGAGGAGGAAGUGGGUCAACGGCCAGAGGGCGUGAAGUUUGAUGAAAGCCCAUUGGCUGAUCCCAACACCACUGUCCCUCACGAUUGGCUGGGAAACCACCGGCUGCUUUGGCUCAAAGAUCACCGUCACCAAGGCAACCAAAGACUGUUCAAUGAGAACUGGACACAAGCACAGCCCGUGCUAGUGUCCGGAGUGCACAAGAAUCUGAAUGGUAGCCUAUGGAAGCCUGAGCACUUCAGCCGUGAGUUUUCUAGUCUCCACAGUGACCUCUACAACUGCAGAGAUGGAAGUGUUACAAACUCCAGGGUCAAGGAUUUUUGGGAUGGUUUUGAGGAUGUGUCAAAAAGGCCAAAGUCUGCAAAGGGGGACCCGGUGGUGUAUAGAUUGAAGGACUGGCCAUCAGGGGAGGAGUUUUUAGCCCUUAUGCCUGCUAGAUAUCAUGAUGUGAUGAAGACUUUGCCGGUACCGGAGUACACAGACCCAGAGGCUCACCUGAACUUGGCCUCCCACCUGCCCUCCUUUUUUAUUCGCCCUGACCUUGGUCCUCGCCUCUGCUGCGCCCACGGUGUAACAGCAUGCCUAGAGCAAGACUUCGGGACCAGUAAUCUACAUGUUGAAAUCUCUGAUACCAUGAGUAUUCUAGUAUAUACUGGUGUGGCCAAAGGAAAUGGGGCUCCAUCCAAAACAGGUGUUUUAAAGCUUUUAGAAAAGGAAGUUCUGGAUGAGAGUGUUAAGAAACGACUAAGAGACCCAAAUGAGACUCCGGGAGCUCUGUGGCACAUCUACAUGAGUAAAGACAUGCAGAAGAUCCAGGAGUUUCUUCAAAAGGUCGCUGCAGAGCAGGCUGAGGCAGAUCCAGAGGCAGACUCAGACUCAGAGUGGGAAGCCGAUCCAGACCCCCUGCGUGAAGGUGGCUGGUAUUUAAGCCCCAGGUUGAGACAGAGGCUGCAGGAAGAACAUGGCGUGGAGAGUCGUACACUCCUGCAGUUCCAUGGAGAUGCUGUUAUAAUCCCUGCUGGAUCACUGCACCAGGUGAUGAAUCUGCACAGCUGCAUCCAAGUAAAUGUGGACUUUGUUUCUCCUGAACAUGCGCACAACUCCUAUUACCUAACCCAGGAACUCCGCCCACUCAAAGACCAAGUGAACUAUGAAGACAAACUCCAGGUGAAGAACAUAUUCUACCACUCUGUAAAAGAUGCUGUGGCCACAGCAAGGAAGCAUUUAAAGGAGAACAACAAUGAGGAGGUAAAAGAGGAGUCCUGACAGUGUCCCUACUCCUUUGUCCAAACACAUGGAGCAUAAAGACAAUCCUCUUAGCUUUGAUACCAACAAGAAGCACCACUCGUGGUUCUCUCUAAGGUUCUGUCACUUCCUCUAUGAUGUCAACGUCUUCUCUUUGAUUCUAUUCUUUUGUUUCCCCCUUGUGUCUUCCUGCAUGGACAGGAAGUAAGGUUGGGGUACAGAAAGAUGAAAGUAGUACACUGUGCUCUCGAGGCAGGUGCAAUUGGUCCUUCACUUUCAAGUGCUACGGUCACUUUUCGCACAUUCUAAACUAUAGAAAACUUUUGGACAGAACAGAUUUUUUUCCAAAGGUAAUAAUAAUUCAUGGCACGUCCUUAAUUAGUAGUUUUGCGCUGCAAAGUGUCCACCAUACUGUCAUGCUGUGAUAUGGACAGUUGGAGAAAGCAGCGAUUCCAUCCCAAUCAGAGCAUCAUUCCAUCAUCUCAGCAGCUGCCAAACUGACAGACUUGAUUAUAUAUUAAAUUAUUUACAGUUUGGCAAGUAUUCACUGUGCAGAAGAAGAAUAUUAAAGAAAUGCAGUUUAUCUAUGUUUGCGUAAAAAAAAUCUUGUGAAAAUUUCAGCUGAAAAAUGUAAUGUGUAAAUAGCAGAAUAUACAUAUAUAUAAAUAUAUAAAGAUUUUAUAUAACAUGGUGUGCUUUAUUUGCUGUAUGUGUUGUUUGCUACUGUAUGUACAUUGAAGUUAAAGAGGUGUUUUACAUUUUCCAUUAAAAGUGUAAUAAUUUAAA